Molecule: messenger RNA, 1945 nt
Organism: Tuber aestivum (summer truffle)
Lineage: Eukaryota; Fungi; Ascomycota; Pezizomycetes; Pezizales; Tuberaceae
Source: the annotation of a GenBank genome assembly
GUCCCCCCCCAACUCUCCCGCCGUCGCCUUUUCCAAUGAUCCCCACGCCCACCGUUAGCUCCGAGUUUGCCUGCCUGCAUACCGGUAACCUUCCCAUUCAAGCUCAGGACGGUCCUCGACCAACCCAUCACUCCCUUCGCCCAAUAAACUCCAACCUAUCGUGUACCCACCACUGCUCACCCCAGGCUCCAGAAGGCACAGCUCAAUAGCACAUAUAUAGCCCCCCUUCCUCUCCUUUGCUGCUCUCACCUCCUUCCUGCCGUCCGUUUGCUAGCUCCCUCACGAAACAUCCGAUACAAACACUCGUUCACUCGUUUCGUUUCAUCUUCUCCUGACCAGCACACAAGCAAGCCACCAGCUCUGACUCGUAGUCCGUCGAGAUGUCGACCAUCUUGUUCAACACCGCUUCCCGCACAAUCUUCAGGCGUAUAGCUACAGCUCCGCGUAAGCUUCCGGUCCCACCGAGUGGUGUUCGUUUCCCCCGCGCAGGACGCCCAAUUACGACCACACCCACACCAGCUCACAACCACACGAGCCUUAUCCCCGGUCCAGCUUCCAUCAACGGUUUGGCUUCGAUCCCCUACUACUCGCAGUAUGGGCUUAGCCCCAUCAUCCGCGCGUUCAGGUCCUAUGGGAACGCGCAGAGGAAGAGGCCGUAUGUCACGCAGCUGCUGACUUCGGUUGCGAUAUACGCCUUGGGUGACUUGAAUGCUCAGCUGCUGUUCGGUGGCGAUGAGAAGUACGAUCCCCUGAGGACCGGAAGGAUGGUGAUGAUUGGAUCGGUGUUUUCGAUUCCUAGUUACCUUUGGUACAGCCUCCCUGAUUUCGGCUCUAGCUAGCCAUCUGAACAAGGCGGCUGGCUAAUUGAAGACGGUAUAGGUUCACCAAACUCGGCCAGUCCUUCAAUUUCCGUUCCAAGGUUAUCGCGGUCUCAACCCGCGUACUCGUCAACCAAAUCUUCUUCACGCCACUGUUCCUUUGCGCAUUCUUCACACUGCAAAACACAUUCCAAGCCGGCCGCUUCGUGUCCCCCAAGGAAACGGUCGAGAGACUCAAAAAGACGAUUCCAGCGGCUUACAGCAAUAGCUGCAAACUAUGGCCCGCCGUAACAGCAGUCAACUUCUGGAUCGUCCCGUUUGAGUACAGAGCUUUAUUCGGAGGUUUGUUUUUAACAGUUCCCCCCUUCACUUUGUGCUUUGGUGCUAAUAAUUGCGAAACAGGUGUCGUUGCCGUCGGUUGGAACGGAUACCUCUCAUAUCUUAACCAGGCAGCUCAGACAACCAUCAUUCCAGCAACUCAGCCAGUAGAGAUACCCGCUGCGCCGAAGGUUCAAGCGGUUGCGCAGAAGCCCUUGGGUUCAUUUAAACCCGUCGUGGCCUUAGUAUAAAUAACAAGAACCGGCCUUUUCUUUCUUUUUUUUCUCUUUUUCUGUCGUUGCUUCGAGGGAAUAGUGGAGGACACCCGCACUUGGCUAUAAUAUAUUUCAUUUGUCUGGGUUGGUUGGGCGGUUUUUGUCUUUAGAGGUUUUUUUAUAUUUUUUACUUUAAUUCUUCUGGCCUUUUACUUUUUAACUUUUUCUAAUUUCUUCAUUUCUCUCAUCUUUGGGGCUUUACAUUUUUUCUUGGGAUUGUCCGACUUUGGAUAAUACUUUUUUGGUGCAUGGUUGGUUGGUAGAAGCGGUACCUUACAUACAGGCGGGAUACUUACACAUGCAUAUACAGGCGGGCAUCAUACAGGUGUCGUACGGGUAGAAGGGAAGAGAUAAGGCUACAAGCUAGAUCGCAUAGACGCUGGAGGCACUUUUUGGUUAGUCGAAGAGUGCUAUUAGUCUAGUUUGUCUGUUGAUUCGCUCUUUUAUUUUUUGCGGGUUGGUUGGGUGGUGGUGUUCGGCUUUUGCUGUUUCUCGCGGGUUCCUGUUUAAAGAAUGGUAAUUAGAUUAACUUUA